This is a messenger RNA of Cynara cardunculus var. scolymus (artichoke), 966 nucleotides long. RefSeq lists its product as uncharacterized. The transcript has 6 exons. The record is from RefSeq and is a predicted model, not a curated record. NCBI's taxonomy places the organism in Eukaryota, Viridiplantae, Streptophyta, Magnoliopsida, Asterales, Asteraceae. The coding region runs from base 39 to 851 and encodes 270 amino acids.
ACUGAAAUCACAGUAGCGACCACAGGAAGACUUGAACAAUGGAGAGCUUUUGGCAAAAGGCAAAAUCAUUAGCUGAAGAAGCAACAAAGAGAUCUCAAACCUUAACCUCUUCUCCGGUCAGAAUCGCUGACAUCGUCUCCGAGACCGCCAAGCGAUCCAAAGACAUUGCCGCCGAGGCUUCCAAGAAAGCCGACGAGUUCAAGACCGCCGCUCUUCUCUCACUCGCCGAUCAAAUCCCGUCUCUAUCCAUUACUUCCUCUGCUUCUUCUUCUGACUCGCCGUCGGAAUUGGACCUUGAAAAGUUCGGCAUCACUCAGGAUCUACGAGACUUCGUCAAAGGCCUCACGUUAUCCACAUUCCAGAAUUUCCCCUUUCCAGAUGAUUUGGUGUCUGAUGUGGCUACUGUCUCCAAUGUAAGGCAAGAUCUUUCAGAGUGGCAGCAGAAACAUGCAAAUCUAGUCCUCACAACUGUCAAGGAAGUGUCAAGGUUGAGAUAUGAAUUAUGCCCACGGCACAUGAAAGAUGGAAGAUUCUGGAGGAUAUACUUUACACUUGUGAGCACUCAUGUAUCCCCGUACGAAAGAAAGUUUGUGGAGGAGAGCAAACUAAAACAAAUAGCACAAAAAGAAGAUGAAAAUAUGGAUCGAACUCUAGUUGUUGGACCAGAAUUGGUGGAAGCAAGUCUGAAAAGCAAGACCUCUACAUCUGAGCAGGACUUGGAUUCGUAUCUUUUGGGAGAUCUUGAUGACAGUGAUGGCCAUCCAGAUGAUGAAGGCAAUGAUGCUUUUGUUGAUGAUGAUGAUGAUGAUUUUGACAAGAUUGACAAUUCUGAGAUUGAAGAUGGAAAGUAAGUGAAAGGGUAGAGAGCAUGAAUGAUGGAAAUUCGUAAGUUCGAUGAAAUACAUAAUUUAUUUAUUUGUCCGUGAUGUGAUGUGGGAAUGACUGAAUACCAACCUAUAUAUAUAU